Messenger RNA from Caenorhabditis auriculariae, 210 nucleotides. The record is from the annotation of a GenBank genome assembly. Lineage: Eukaryota; Metazoa; Nematoda; Chromadorea; Rhabditida; Rhabditidae.
AUGAAGGAGAAGGUGGAAGCUUAUCUUGAGGCGCAGACGAUUUCUUCGUCCGGCAAGAACGGCCUUCCUUCUUCCUUUUGGUGUGGCUUUGAUGAGGCUCUCGUAACGUUUGAGACUGUUCCUAUCCCUGAUGAGCAGUUCUUCGGCCAGUUCGAUCUCCUCUUUGAAAACGAGUUCUCUUCGGAGCAUUUGUCGUCCAUAGAUGAAUAG